Molecule: messenger RNA, 1847 nt
Organism: Meloidogyne enterolobii
Lineage: Eukaryota; Metazoa; Nematoda; Chromadorea; Rhabditida; Meloidogynidae
Source: the annotation of a GenBank genome assembly
UUCCUCAAGAAGUCUUGCAACAGCUCAUCACAGAGGAGCUGCGUUCGAGAAGAAGGUGGGAUGAUACGGAUCUUCGGAACGCCUUAGCGGAUAUCGUCAAAAUACGACAAGCGACGGAAGAAUGUAUAGCAUCGUUUCAACAUGAACCACGAAGAGAACAACAUCGAGAUCAAAAUAAUUAUGAAGCUUAUGGAAGGGAAAGAUUUGAAGUACGACAAGAAACACGACCAACACCACGUCCAAUGGAACAACCGAUAGCAGUUCCUGGAGGCAACGAAAACGACAAUUAUCGUGAAAACAAUGAACCGUUCUGUUCGCUAUGUUGUAACCCUGGUCACAAACCGAGCCAAUGUUCAACAUAUUCAACACCUCAACAACGUGAAGUUCGUCUAUUGGAACAAGGCCGAUGUUUGAAGUGCUUGCAGCAAAAUCACACAACCGAGCAAUGCCAACGUUUAAGUAAUUGCCGAAAGUGUGGAAGUGGUCAACAUCAUUUCCUUAUUUGCGCACCACCGCCGAAUCCAAUCGACUAUUCAACAACUCAAGUUUGUUACCCUGCACCACGUCUAGAUGUGCAAUCGUUUGGGGUUCAGUCUUCAACAUUACCGCCAACGUCGAAUUCAAAUGUGUCCCAACGCCAAACAUCACCACGUCGAAAUGAGGAACCAAACCCGGAUGGAACAGUUGGAAAUGCAACGAUGUUCAACAGUCAACGAGAUACGACCGCAAUGUGUUCGCUUCAUGAGUCAAUGGUUUCUGUUAAAGAAGUCAAAGAAGAGACUGCCCCAGUCAUGGAAACUCAGGACACAAUGGAACCUGAAGCAGUGAAAGAAGAAUCAAAACCGACUCUCGAUUCAUCAACUUACGACGACAAAGAGAAGUUAAUAUCCAAACACAUCGAAGUUUCAUGCAAAGUAAUUCGUAGUGAAUGUGUUUUGACUAUUGUUCGCCUUGUGUCAAGAAGUCAGAUCAGUUAUACCGUCAAAGAACCAGUUGUUCAAGAAAAGCCAUCAAAAGCAUCACAAGAGGUUUUAGACAACAUACCUUUGCAGAAAGAAGAAUUAACUGAUUGUGUUCAACCGUCAAAACAGCCCGAAGACAUUCGUAUACAUACUUUGGCAAAAUGUAAUGAAGUGACAACAAGCGAAAUGACAAUCAAAAACGACAAUGACAACACCUCAGUAAAUCCUGAUAGAUCGUCUAAAGAAUCGUCACAACCAAUACUUCAGAAUCCAACGACAUUACCGCCGAUCAAAAUUCAGUUAAACCGGAAGAACGUCAAAUGGAAAACCUGUCAUGAUUCAAUAACCGACCAAUACCACCCGUCAGGAAAAGAUAAUAUCGACAACGCCAAAAUCGACAAAACAAUAUUCGAACUAGAUCCGUCAACCAAUCCAGGAUGGUUUUGCUUAAUCCUUAUUCUUCGAGUUGUAAUUGGGAUUAUCCAAUGCCUACGACCACGUCAACUACAUGUAUUCAAAACGUCUAAAGCUUAUAUCAAACAACCUAUGCACGAUUCUUAUAGCAAACAAGACGACAAAACAGUAUGUAUCUGGAGUAUACGACAUGAUCAAUAUUCCUUGUUGGAAAACUGUGCAACAUACCCAACCAACAACGUUGAUACAUCACACCAUGCACUAAUCAGCAGCGAUGGACUUUUAUAUUUAAAACCCCGCGCUAAUUUCUGUAAUGGACCUGAAACAAUCAUGAAAUGUCAUCACUCAGGCAGAUAUGGCAUAUGGAUGAUCGGCAAAACGUCAACUGGAUUUUGGAAUCAAAACAGCAACCGACAAAACCAACCCAAUCUCGUCUACGUCUAUAUCACCAGAAUAUACGUUUGGAUGUAA